Histoplasma capsulatum G186AR is the source of this 2082-nucleotide messenger RNA. RefSeq names its product N-acetylated-alpha-linked acidic dipeptidase. NCBI's taxonomy places the organism in Eukaryota, Fungi, Ascomycota, Eurotiomycetes, Onygenales, Ajellomycetaceae. Gene Ontology annotation, molecular function: carboxypeptidase activity. Bases 1 to 2082 code for a protein of 693 amino acids. The transcript has 6 exons. The record is from RefSeq and is a predicted model, not a curated record.
AUGCAGUUACUUGCCCUCUCCCUCCUGGCCGCUUCGGCAUCCGUGGUGGAUGCUUGCGUGAGCGAUCAUCUCAUGGACCGAUCGUUUGACAUGAGGCAGUUGGACCUUGCGAAACGCAGUAGCAAACCACCUCCAGCCCUCACCGAGCAAGAGUCAAUAUUGGUGAACUCUUUCGACAACAACACCAUCAGCGAUUGGCUAUACUACUAUACCCAUGGCCUGCACAUCGCCGGAACCAACAAGACCAUGGCUCAAUGGACUGCCGAUAGGUGGACUGAGUUCGGCGUCCCAUCAUCUCUUGCCGAGUAUUACGUCUAUUUAAAUUACCCAGUCUCCAGUUCUCUGUCGCUCACCCUCGCCGAUGGCACUGUCUGGAACGCGGAGCUUGAUGAAGAUGUGCUCGCCGCCGAUGACACCACUAGCUACCCCAAUCGCGUGCCCAUCUUCCACGGUUACUCUGCCUCUGGAGACGCAAAAGCUGAAUUUGUCUACGUUGGUCGCGGUCAACAAGUUGAUUUUGACAGGCUUGUUGAGUUGGGCGUCGAUCUGAAAGGCAAAAUCGCCAUGGCAAGAUAUGGCGGCCCCUUCAGAGGAUUGAAGGUCAAGAAUGCCCAAGAUUAUGGCAUGCUUGGAUGCGUUAUCUUCACAGACCCGGGUGAUGACGGGAAUGUGACCGAGGCAAACGGCUAUGUUGCUUAUCCAGAUGGCCCUGCCAGGCAACCCUCAUCCGUACAACGCGGAUCAGUUCUGUUUUUGUCCACUGCUCCUGGUGACCCUACCACUCCGGGCUAUCCCUCGAAGGAAGACUCGCCUCGUGCGGACACCAGCCCCGUGGUCCCGAAAAUCCCAUCUAUCCCGAUUUCCUAUGCCAAUGCUCAGAAAAUCCUAGGCGCCCUCGAUGGACAGGGCCAAUCGGCAGACGCUGUCAAUCGAACCAAGUGGGUAGGAGGCCUUGAUGUUCAAUAUUCUAGCGGCCCUGCUCCUGGAGUUGAGCUCUCCUUGUCCAAUGUGAUGCGCGAUGAGGUUGCUCCCAUCUAUAACCCAAUUGGAAUCAUCAACGGAACCAAGGAAGACGAAGUCAUUGUGGUUGGAAACCAUUGGGAUGCCUGGAUCAUUGGUGGUGCUGUUGAUCCCAAUUCUGGAUCCGCCGUCAUGGUUGAACUCGCGAAAGCGCUCGGCAAGCUUCAAGAGUCGGGAUGGAAACCAAAGAGGACAAUUGUUCUGGCCUCUUGGGAUGGUGAAGAAUACGGCCUUCUUGGCUCCACCGAGUGGGUUGAAGAAUACGUGAACUGGCUCAAAGAAACUUGCGUUGCCUAUGUCAACAUCGACUCUGCUGUUUCUGGUCCACACCCUGGCCUCUCUGGCACCCCUGGUCUCCACCAACUUUCCAUCGAGCUAAUGAAGAAGAUCUCCUGGCCCUACAAGGGAGACGAGUCCCUUACCAUGUAUGAUAUGUGGCUUGCUGGCAGCAAGGGACAAGUGAAUGUCGGCUCCUCCGGCGGUUCUGGUGACCCCGUCUAUCACUACCAUUCCAACUAUGACUCCUUCCACUGGGUAGACACAUACGGCGAUCCCGGUUUCGUCUUCCACAAAGCAAUGGGUCAGUACUUGGCUUUGCUCACGUACCAUCUCGCCUCAGACGACAUUAUUCCAUUCGAAGUGAACAACUAUGGCCCCGAGCUCGCAAAAUAUCUCGCCUCUCUUCGGAAGGUCAUUGAUGCAUCUGGGCUCACUGUUGACUUGUCCCGCUUGGAGGCGGCCAUGGAGGUCCUUAACAAGGCUGCGAAGGCGACCACUGAACUGAGGGACCAAGCUAUUAAGACCGGAGAUGAGCGCCUCAUUGACCUCGUCAACGCUAAGUUCCGCGACUUUGAGAGAGGCUUUGUUAGCCAGGGCGGAUUGCCCAAUCGGGAGUUCUACAAACACCUUAUCUGGGCCCCUGGCCUUGACACUGGAUAUGCCCCCACAACAUUCCCUGGCAUCACAGAAGCAGUCCAGGGUGGAGACCAGGCUCUUGCUCAAGAGUUCGUGGAGAGGACAAGCAAUGCCAUCUACAUUGCUGCUGGAAUCCUAACGCCAUAA